This is a messenger RNA of Peronospora matthiolae, 1419 nucleotides long. Lineage: Eukaryota; Oomycota; Peronosporomycetes; Peronosporales; Peronosporaceae. The record is from the annotation of a GenBank genome assembly.
AUGACGGCGAUCUACAUCAAGAAUCGCCUACCAUCGCCCAAGUGCCAAGAUCAAACCCCGUUCGAGAUCGUCAACGGAUUUCGACCAAGUGUGAAGCACAUGCGGGUUUUCGGCUGCCGAACGUUUGUGCUGACCCCUAAGGAAAAGAGAUCGAAAUGGGAUCCAAAGGCUCGUGAAGGACGAUUCAUGGGGUACGAAGAAGUGUCAAAGGCAUAUCGCGUUUACGACAUUGAAGCGGAUCAAGUGGUGAUAUCUCGCGAUGUCACAUUCGACGAACCAACGUUUGGUUUCUCGCCGACGCUACCACAAGAAAUUGUUGAUGACACUGCGCUGGAUAUCGAAUCGAUGAACAUCAGCGAUGAGCCUCACCCUAUGGAGUUCAAGCAAAUUGGAAAACGCAAAAGCCGUUCAAACAGCCAAGAACAAGCUCUACAACGGACACUUCCUGAGCGCCGUGGAACCGGGUUCGAAGAAGCAAGUGCACCGGAUGACUUUGAAACGCACCAAGCGAAGCGACGGUCAAGCGCUCGAGCAAAUCUGGACGAAGAGCGAAAGGGCAGUGACGAAGAUAACGAGGAUGCUACACCUCAAGUCUUUUGGCGAGUGAGUGUCAACGCAGUCGAAGGUACUGACUUGUCUGAGCCGACAACGUUUAAAGAUGCUGUUGAUGGACCGGAUCAAGUGCAUUGGUGUGAAGCAAUCUGUGCUGAGUUGGACUCGAUGAAACUUCGUGGCGUGCUUCGAGCGCCCAAACAGCCAGCUGGACAGCAUACCAUUGGCACCAAGUGGGUAUUCAAUAUCAAGCGGAAAGCUGAUGGAUCCAUCGAGAAAUACAAGGCGCGUCUCGUGGCAAAAGGGUUCAAGCAGAAAUAUGGCAUCGACUACACGGAGACGUUUUUGCCGGUAGUCAAGUACGUGACGCUGCGCAUGGUAGUUGCAAUCACGAAGUACUUUGACUGGACACUGGACCUACUGGACGUGGUGACAGCUUUGCUAUGCGAAGAGAUGAAGGAAAAGGUAUUCUGCGCGAUCCCAGAAGGGGUCGAAGUUGAUGAAGACUUUGACUGCUUCGAAUUGUUGAAGGCGAUCUACGGACUAAAACAAGCAUCGCGCAUUACAAGUGGCGAGUGCGUGCUUUUGCUGGUAUACGUCGAUGAUGUGUUGGUGACUGGCAGCUCGACCGAACUGAUUAUGCGCACCAAGAGUGGCUUGAAGGCGCGUUUCGAAAUGACUGACAGCGGCAAGUGCGCAUUCGUGUUGGGCAUCGAGCUGGUGGACAACGACAACGGUAGCGUGACGAUGUGCCAGCGACGCUACGUGGAAGAUGUUCUCAAGCGUUUUGGCAUGAGCGACUGCAAAGCCGUCACCAGCCCAAAUCAGUUCUUGACUCAUACCAAGCAGUGCAGUAACCAAAAUUGA